Molecule: messenger RNA, 954 nt
Organism: Helobdella robusta
Lineage: Eukaryota; Metazoa; Annelida; Clitellata; Rhynchobdellida; Glossiphoniidae
Exons: 8
Molecular function (GO): protein binding
Source: RefSeq, a predicted model, not a curated record
AUGCGUGAUGACUGUCUCCACAGCGAGUUUCGCUGCAAACACAGCGGCGUGUGUUUGAAGAACGUUCCUCGGAUAACCUGUGAUGGCUUGAUUGAUUGUCCGCCGGGCGAGGAUGAAACCGAUUGCGAUGCGGUUAACUUUGAUAUGUACGGUGGCGACGAAGAUUAUGACAGGGGGUACUCGGGUGUGGAGCGUUCGUGCCUGCUGUGGGGGGGCCAUUGGUGUGCCGUCUCUCAAACGUGCAUCCCAGCGUCAAAGAAGUGUGAUGGCGUUUUCCAUUGUUCGGAUUACUCUGAUGAGUUGGAAUGCAGCCCUAGCGCCCACCUGUCGUCCGUAGAAGAUUACGGCGACGACGACUACGACGAACUUUUUCCUGCAGAGUAUGCGGGGAGCAUGUACACGAAAUGUAGAGAGGGCCACAAAAUCAUCCUGAAACUUGAAGUCUGUGAUGGUGAAAAGGACUGCUCCGAUGGCUCCGAUGAGGAAGAUUGUGAUGAGAAAAAGAAGAAAAAGUUAUGUGGCCCUGACGAGUUCAGCUGCCCGGACAUGUGCAUUCCCGAGACGUUCGUCUGCGACGACUAUCAUGACUGCUUCGAUGGAUCUGAUGAGAAGAAUUGCUCGUUGAAGAAGGAAAUAUGCAAGACGCCAUUCAAGAUAUGUAACGGUACCUGCCAACUAGUGCAUGAACUCUGCGAGGACGCACUUGAUGCCACGUGUGCCACCGAGUCACAUCCUCUCUGCAAUGUGUGUCACUGGGGCCGAUGUAGUCAGCUUUGCAGGAACGUGGAUUUGAAGCCGGUCUGUUCGUGUCGCGAUGGUUACGAACUCGAACGUGAUAACUUCACCUGCACGUCUAAAUAUUUUUACACCGGGAAACCGUACUUACUUUUUGCCGGUCGACACGACAUCAAGAAGAUAGACAUAUACUUGCCAGCUCCGUCGAAAACAGCAGCA